AUGGCCUACAUUACGCGACGGAGCUAUAGCAGCAAACCCAAGCCUCCUUCACCUCAUGUGAUGGUAUACAAGAACUUCGGUCGUCCUUUUGUGAAGAUCUUUGUAGGGGCAUUGAUAUGUUAUCAAGCUGCUUACUGGACGUGGAACAAACUAGAGCAUGAAGACAUAGCUCAUCGCAGUGGAAAUGUGACACCUACCCAAACGCCAAACAAUUGA
Messenger RNA from Nannizzia gypsea CBS 118893, 216 nucleotides. RefSeq lists its product as hypothetical. The coding region runs from base 1 to 216 and encodes 71 amino acids. The transcript has 3 exons. Lineage: Eukaryota; Fungi; Ascomycota; Eurotiomycetes; Onygenales; Arthrodermataceae. The record is from RefSeq and is a predicted model, not a curated record.